CCAACAUGGCGGCGCCCAGCCCCAGCACGUCCCGGCCGGCGCCCGCUUUCCCUUUCCCCUUCCCCGCCUCGACGGCCGGGGCUGAAAAACCCGCGGAGGGGCAGCCUCUGCCGGCCGCCGAACCGAAGAAGAAGAAGCCGCCCUGUCGGGCCUGCACGGACUUCAGGAGUUGGAUACGGGAUCAGAGGAAGCAGUCGGACCUGGAAACAGGAGCCACAGAGAAAGAGUUACCUCCUGAUUGCCCUUUAGAUAGAGAACAACUGGGGAGAAGUUCGUGGUCAUUUCUUCAUACGAUGGCAGCAUUUUACCCAGAUCGGCCCACUAAAACUGAGCAGAAAGACAUGGUUCAGUUCAUCCACUUAUUUGCCAAGUUUUUCCCUUGUGACGAAUGUGCGGAGGACCUGAGAAGCAGAAUACGAAGAAACCAUCCUGAUGCCAGCAACCGGCGUAAUUUGACACAGUGGUUCUGCCAGCUUCACAACGAGGUCAAUAAGAAGCUGGGGAAGCCUGAAUUUGACUGUUCCCUUAUAGAUCAGCGUUGGCGAGAUGGCUGGAAGGACGGGUCCUGCGAAUAGAUAUCCUAGCAGAUGCAAGAUUGGUCCACCUUGAUUAAAAGAAGCUAGAAAGAAAGAUAGAACUAUGAAAUCAAGCCUUGUAUGGACUUUUGCUGAAGCGUACAAUUGUGCUUUGGUAUUGAGGUUGUGGUGAUAUGGGAGGAGGAGGAGGAGGAAGAGGUGCUGCAGGUAUUAGAAUAGAUGUCGAUUGUUUCUGAUUCUUGAAAAAGUAACAAGAAGGUCCUGAAGUAAGCUAGUCUUAUGGGAAUUUUCUACCUGCUGGUUGUCUCCUUUUCCAGACCACGUAUUUACUAGCAAAUGCUGCCUUAAAUUUUUUAUCAGUACCGGUACUUUCUUCGUGGUAGGGAAAAACAUUUCUCCAGCCACUGAACUAGGCUGGGGGGGGGGGGGAAUGUUUUAGGACUUUUUUGCUACCCCCAGUUCUGCAAUCUGCCUUCAUUUUGUUUGUCUCUAUGAUCAGAUUUUACGUUGUGUCUUUUUUCUUCCCUUAUCCUUGUAAUCUGGAAUGGUUUAAAAAUUAUUUUAAAGAGAGUACAACAGUAAUUUAACUACUCUGGAGCUGCAGGGCUCCCUUUGUUCAAGGGAUACUAAAGCCAGCCUUUCCCAACUUUGUGCCCUUCAGCUGUUUAGGACUACAACUUCCAGUGUCCUCAGCACAGCCAUUCUGACUGGUGCCAGUGGGAAUUGUAGUGCAAAACAGCUGAAGGGCACCAGGUUGAGGAAGGCUGCCUUAUGUUUUCCACAGGUUAAUUAAGGUACAAAGAAACUUAGAGUUGUAGAAUCCCAGUAACUUCUCUUUUGCUGAAGUCCUAAAGCAGGGGAAAUAAAGUAAUUUCUGAGUGCAAGUCUAGGUCUCACAUUUCAGCUUUGUCAACAGAUAUUGUUCUUUGAUUUCUCUGUCUGGCAAGAGGGUAAUAUAAAUUAAAGGAAUGAUUAACCACAGGGAAAUUAGGAUUAUGUAACUCGUGAGAGGUGGGGUUCAUGAAGGUCAUAUUAGCCCCACAGCACUGGGAAGAGUCACUGAGCUUCCUUUCUCAAGGAAGGUUUUAUUAACUCAUCAGAACUUUGUGUGCGGGAAGUCAGGCAUUCUAUGAAAUUAUAAUAAGAAAUAGUUGUGCACUGAGCAUACGAAGGUAGAUAUGGACCAUUACGUCUUGUAGGAAUCUUUGUGUGAACAGCCUGUUGCCCGCAGUGGCAUUGGCAGUGGGAUGAAGACCUGGCAGUGAGUAUUUGAAGAUAUCAUUGGCCCUUGCAAACAGUUUACAUGGGUGGCAUUACUACUUUUACGCUGCAGAAAGUCCUGAGCUGUGAAUUGUACUUCAUCUGAUUUAGGGUAGAUUUUAACUUUUUACUCAAAAGUGAAAUUUAGAUAACUUGCACUUAAGCAACAAUUAUGUGAAGCUGUUGGCCUGAUUUAGAUGUAACCAUGGUUUGUUUACAUAUACAAGCUGGGUCAAGCCGUGAGCUUGCGUGUUCCACCUCCUCUUCUUCCUUCAAGCACAACAGGAAGAUGUUUGAGCCUUCCAUUUUCUCAUUUUGUCCAAAUAUGGGAAAGUGGUUUGAAGAAACCAUGGUUCAGUGUUCCUGGUUUGUUAACUGUCAAAUAAUAGUUUUUACGUAUAUCAUGGUUUGCUACUUGUGGUUCUGGAUACGUACACUUGCCUUCUCAUACAUCAUGAGCAACUUCAAUAGCCAUGUAUAUAGAAACAUCUAUGAGUGAGUUUCAUCACUGGAAACAAACAGGUAGCUCUUGGGCACCGUAUUAACAAAACCUACGCUUAUAUGACUGCAUAUGCCCCACCCCACCCUAGUAAAUCUAUUUAUGUCCAGGCCAUUUUAUAUGAAAAGAGUCUAGUAAUACCUUUACCUACAUAUAGGUUGCCUUGUUUGUACUAGAUUUCCUGGUCUGCUUUCAGGCUAACAUCACAAUAUAGAUCAAGAGACUUCUGGGCUUCGGCAGCCUUCACCAAUUUGGUUCCCUCCUGGUGUUUUGAACUUACAACUCCCAUCAGCUCUGAGACUGAUGUGAGUUGUAGUCCAAAAUGGCUGUGCCGGCUGGGGCUGAUGGAAGUUGUCAAAAACAUCAGGAAGAUGCCAGGUUUGUGGCAACUGGGCAAAGGGAUGCAAGGUUCUGGCCUGGAGAUGGGGCCUGUGCCAGUGAAAUGGCAGCCCCUAAACCAGGCAUCCCCAAACUUCAGCCCUCCAGAUGUUUUGGACUACAGUUCCCAUCUUCCCCGACCACUGGUCCUGUUAGCUAGGGAUCAUGGGAGUUGUAGGCCAAAACAUCUGGAGGGCCGCAAUUUGGGGAUGCUUGCCCUAAACUGACAGUCUUUCACCUUCAUCCACUGCGAGCCAAAUUGGAAUCCUGCAAUUUAUAGCAGGUGGACCAGGGAGAAUGGCAUGUAAGGUUAAUAGACUCUAGCCUGGCUUGGUGCAUUUUAAAACACUUUCAUGGUACCUAGGCAAGAAGGUGGCAAUCCCAUGUGGUGGUUGUAUGGCUAAAGGUUUUGUUGAAGGAAAAGUGAUGUUUUGUAUCUUGACUUAAAAGUUGAGCUGCUCUGUAUAAUUUAUUUUGAGGAAUUUCUGUUUAUUGGUAAAGAAUGUCCAUUAUCUAAAUGCACUUGAUGGCAGUUGGUAAAGUGUACCUCAAAAAUGUAUUUAUUCCUGGCUGGUGACCAAAUAAUAAAGUUAAGUAUUUCCUUUAUUCGUCCCUUCCAUUUUAAUUUUUAAAAAACAUUUUGUCCAUGCUGUAGGGCCUUAUUAUCCUGGGAAGGAGGGACAGAGAGAGAGAGAGUUGGUGGUGGUUUUAUUUUCUAUUUGCAAGCCAGAUUCAGAUAAUAAAUUACAUUUGCAGAGAGAUAAGUAAAACACAGAAUAGUUUGUAGGAAAAUAGUAUAACAUUCCAUAAUUCCUCAAACAAUGGCUAAGAAGGUAUUGGGUCUUAAAUGGUUUCUUUGUGCCUUUAACAGUUGUCUAGAAGGGAAAAUUUUAACAGGUGCAGCUUCUUGCAUCACAGUGAAACAGAUUGGGAAAACAGUGCUGCUCAAAUUCUCCUUUCCACCGAGCUCUUAAUCUUUCAUUACAGCGACCUAGAAGCAGACAGUUCACCAAUGUCAUUUUUCUCCACUAUCAUAGAAUCUUCUCACAUAAGCACAUCCACUUAAAAACAUCAACAGCUUCUUCUAGGAUUCUGCUGUAUUGAAUGAUAAAUUCAAAUCUAACCUAGAACCCUACAAAUUGAAGGUCUCUUGUUCUCACUGAUUCCUAGAAUGUGCCUUGUUUCAUCUUGUGCCUCAUCAGAGGUAGGGAUGGCCAUCAAUCAAUCAUUUGUAUGUUGCCUUUCCAAAGCUAAACCCGUGCUCAAAGUGACUUACAAGAUAUAAAAAUUACAUAACUAAAAGCACAACAAAAGUAGUCGAAAACAAAAAAUAAAAUAUCAAAAAGUAUACAAACAGAUUGGACAAUUUCCACAUAGAUCCCAAUAUCAAAAAGAAAGCUACGAAGAAUUAACAGCAACCCGUCCCAACAAAAUGCGGUAAAUAAUACCUCAGCACAGCAUUUCUUUCUUGCACAAGUUUCAUGGGGUUAGCUAAUAAUUGCCUCUUCAGAGCCUAGUAGGCAUUGUCUACAUCAGGCAUCCCCAAACUUCGGCCCUCCAGAUGUUUUGGACUACAAUUCCCAUCACCCCUGACCACUGGUCCUCUUAGCUAGGGAUCAUGGGAGUUGUAGGCCAAAACAUCUGGAGGGCCGCAGUUUGGGGAUUCCUGGUCUACAAUCUCAA
Zootoca vivipara (common lizard) is the source of this 4356-nucleotide messenger RNA. RefSeq names its product growth factor, augmenter of liver regeneration (gene GFER). Lineage: Eukaryota; Metazoa; Chordata; Lepidosauria; Squamata; Lacertidae. Gene Ontology annotation, cellular component: mitochondrion. Gene Ontology annotation, molecular function: flavin adenine dinucleotide binding; flavin-dependent sulfhydryl oxidase activity. The record is from RefSeq and is a predicted model, not a curated record. Gene Ontology annotation, biological process: liver development.